This is a messenger RNA of Folsomia candida, 1111 nucleotides long. RefSeq lists its product as uncharacterized. The record is from RefSeq and is a predicted model, not a curated record. Gene Ontology annotation, cellular component: membrane. The transcript has 2 exons. Gene Ontology annotation, molecular function: extracellular ligand-gated monoatomic ion channel activity. Lineage: Eukaryota; Metazoa; Arthropoda; Collembola; Entomobryomorpha; Isotomidae. Bases 80 to 958 code for a protein of 292 amino acids. Gene Ontology annotation, biological process: monoatomic ion transport.
AGUGAACAGUAUUAGGCCAUCAAAGGACAACAAGUAACUACAUAAUUGAGCAAGAAAUCUCUGCAAAAUAUCGCCAAAAAUGGAGAAGAAUUGUCUUCUUCGAACUAUUUUACUGGUCCAACUCACAACUACCGUACUUUGCCAACCACCUCCUGCAGAUCCGCAGCAAAAGAACGUAAAGUUACAAAAUCUCCUGACUCGACUUUUCCAGGCCACCUAUCAAAAUACGGAUUUACGCCCACCCAAUUUCGCUGAUCCGACAAACGUCGAAGUUUAUUUGAGAUCCGUAAAGUUCGAGAGUUUCGACGAGCUCUCGGCUUCCAGACAGGUCAAGUUUUCCGCCGAUUUUAUCACAGAAUAUACCGAUCCGCGCCGUAUGCUGAAUGAACCAGUGGCAGGCCCAAGUACUUUGGGGGAUAUUAAAUACCUGGAAGUUCCCUCCUGGCCGGAAACUAUGUUCAUUUGGGUUCCUGACCUUCAGUUUAUCAAUGCGGAUGUGACGUUGAGAAAUAACACGAUUUUUCGAAAGCCAUCUGGCCCAUGUAUUGGAUGUCCUGGUUGGGAUAAUGGUUACGGAUCGCACGUUUUAGUAAAUCCAAGUAACGGCAGGAUACUUAGGAAGACUCCGUUAUCCUUUGUGAUGGUGGGAAGCCCGGAAAAUAUCCCGGGAAAGCAAAAAACGUACACGAUACAGAUUGCUAGCCAGAAGUUGUCCACUGAAGACUUGGUGUUAAAUUGGAAGUUGAAAAAUCCCAUUCAACCGUCGGAACAAAAGAUUCAAGGUUUCUGCAUUGGUGCUGCGAAUAAGAUGACGGCGAUCAAGUACGCGGCAGUGGCGUCGGUGGGAACAUGUGAGAAAAGCGAAGAUGACGGGGUCAAUUUUGGAAAUCGGAAUUUCAGUUGUCUCGAAUUGGAGAUUAAAUUUGUUCCUGCGGACGGACCGGUGCAGACUUGUUAAAAUUUGGUUAAAACGAAAAGUGGAGAGUUUUUUUUAUAAAAAAUAGAAAUUAUGUGCACAUUUUUAGGGAAUGUUAACUUAAAUUAAUUUAGCGUUGACAUAAAAAUGUAAUAAAUUUUAAGCUAUUAGGGUCUCCCAAGUUUGUAAAAAAGA